Humulus lupulus (European hop) is the source of this 3010-nucleotide messenger RNA. Its product is annotated as DNA topoisomerase 3-beta. The transcript is spliced from 15 exons. The record is from RefSeq and is a predicted model, not a curated record. NCBI's taxonomy places the organism in Eukaryota, Viridiplantae, Streptophyta, Magnoliopsida, Rosales, Cannabaceae. Bases 126 to 2729 code for a protein of 867 amino acids. Gene Ontology annotation, molecular function: DNA topoisomerase type I (single strand cut, ATP-independent) activity; DNA binding. Gene Ontology annotation, biological process: DNA topological change. Gene Ontology annotation, cellular component: nucleus.
AAGUGAAAGAUCACUCUACCAAUCCGGAAAUGGAAAGCAUACCGAUUCAGUCUUAAAAGCGUCUCAACUCAAGCUUUUCUCUGCUUUCAGAAGUUGAAACCCUAGUUCCACUCACUACCAUCGCCAUGGCUCCACCCAAAGUUCUUAUGGUCGCCGAGAAGCCUAGCAUCGCUCUCUCUAUCGCUAAUGCUCUCUCUCGCGGUCAAAUGAGUACCAGGAGGAGUAGUACAGAUGUUCAUGAAUUUGAUGGGAAUUUUCUUGGAUUCAGGGCACAAUAUAAAGUAACAUCUGUGAUUGGACAUGUUUUCAGUGUAGAUUUUCCACAAAAAUAUCAAGACUGGAAUUUGACUGAUCCUCUAGAUCUUUUUGAAGCUCCAAUUGUUAAGAAUGAAGCAAAUCCCAAGGCUCAUAUAUGUAGGCAUUUAAAUCAAGAAGCUCGUGGUUGUAAUGAUUUGGUUUUGUGGCUGGAUUGUGACCGUGAGGGAGAAAAUAUAUGUUUUGAAGUUAUUGAGUGCACCGGCUUUGGUGCAAAUGAUACGAGAAGAAAGGUUUAUCGUGCACGCUUUUCCUCUGUUACUGAAAAAGACAUUAUGAGGGCCAUGGAUAAACUAGUUGAACCUAACAAGGAUGAGUCCCUAGCAGUUGAUGCUCGACAAGAGAUUGAUUUGAAAGUCGGAGUCGCAUUUACACGAUAUCAAACAAAUUACUUUCAAGGGAAAUAUGGAAAUCUUGAUUCUAGAGUUAUCUCCUAUGGACCAUGUCAAACUCCAACCCUUGGGUUUUGUGUACAACGCUAUUUACAGAUUGGCACAUUUAAGCCAGAGAAGUUUUGGUCAGUACGUCCCUACAUUUUACAGAGUGGCUAUGAGCUUCAACUAGAGUGGGAACGCCAGAAGUUGUUUGACUUAGAUGCUGCUACAAUGUUUCAAAAGUUAGUAACAGAAGAUGGAAUUCUAGAAGUCACUGAAGUAUCAGAAAAGCAAGAAGUCAAAAGUCGUCCUUCUGGUCUCAAUACAGUAAAUCUUCUCAAGAUUGCUUCAAGUGCAUUAGGCCUUGGACCCCAAACGACCAUGCAAGUAGCUGAACGGUUAUAUAUUCGAGGUUUCAUCAGCUAUCCACGUACAGAGAGCACAGCUUAUCCUUCUUCAUUUGACUUCAAAGGAACUCUUGGUGCACUAGCAAAUAACCCAACGUGGGGUAAUUAUGUAAGGGCCCUUAUUGCUGAUGGUUAUCAUAAACCACGGGUAGGCACAGAUGCAGGGGACCAUCCUCCAAUCACGCCAAUGAUGUCGGCAACUGAAGAUAUGCUGGAAACAGAUGCUUGGAGAUUAUAUGAAUACAUCUGUCAACAUUUUAUAGGAACCCUGUCUCCGGACUGCAAAUACUUGAGAACAAAGGUAGAAUUUUUAUCUGGCGGGGAAUCCUUCCACUGUGUAGGGCAUCGUGUUUUGGCUAAAGGAUUUACACAUGUUAUGCCGUGGUUGGGUAUAAGUGAGAAAAAUCUGCCACAGUUUAAAAAAGGGGAGAAGAUAGAAGUUGCAAGAGUGGAGCUUUAUGAGGGAAGUACAUCGCCUCCAGAUUAUUUAAGCGAGAGCGAAUUGAUUUCCCUUAUGGAGAAGAAUGGAAUAGGCACAGAUGCAUCGAUUUCUGUCCAUAUUAACAACAUUUGUGAGCGCAAUUUUGUGAAGGUACAAGCCGGUAGAAAGCUGGUUCCAACUGCCUUAGGUAUAACCCUGAUAAGAGGGUAUCAAUGUAUUGAUCCAGAUCUAUGUUUGCCAGACAUUCGGAGUUUCAUUGAACAACAGAUUAAUCAUGUUGCCAAGGGACAAGCUGAUCAUGUUCAUGUCGUGCAGCAUGUUCUACUCCAGUUCAAGCAAAAAUUCAGUUAUUUUGUUAAGCAGAUCGAUAACAUGGAUGCAUUAUUUGAGGCACAAUUUUCUCCAGUCGCCGACUCGGGACGAGUUCUUAGCAAAUGUGGUAAAUGCCUUCGGUACAUGAAACACAUAUCUAGUCAGCCCUCCCGUUUGUAUUGUCCUACCUGUGAGGAGGUUUAUUAUCUUCCUCAGAAGGGUACAAUCAAGCUUUACAAGGAACUUACUUGUCCAUUAGACAAUUUCGAGCUUCUGAUUUGUUCCAUGCCUGGCCCAGAAGGCAAGUCAUUCCCACUCUGCCCGUACUGCUACAAUAGUCCUCCAUUCGAAGGUAUAACUACACUCUUCGGUGCUGCAAAAACCGGCGGUUCCAACAUGUUGGGUAAGGGAGCUGGGAUGCCUUGCUUUCUCUGCCCUCACCCCACUUGUCCACAUUCUGUGAUAACCCAAGGAGUAUGUGCUUGUCCCGAAUGUAGUGGAACACUAGUCCUAGACCCAGUCAGCGCUCCCAAGUGGCGACUCCAUUGCAAUUCUUGCAACUGCCUCGUCUUUCUCCCCCAAGGCGCUCACCGAAUUUCCACCACUCCAGACAAGUGUCCCGAUUGUAACUCUACGAUCAUAGAAGUGGACUUCAAUAAAAAGACGACGCCAUUGGAGGAUGGAACUACCUUGUACUCUGGCUGCAUUCUUUGUGACGAGUUUCUUCAUUCGCUUUUGGAGAUGAAACAUGGAAAGUCAUUCUUCAGACGCUUGAGUUCGAGAGGAAGAGGUAGGGGAACAAGACGAGGCGGCCCUAGGGGACGAGGUCGGGGUGCCGGGAAGUAUGUGGAUCCGAAAAUGAGCUUUCGAGAUUUCUGAUCGCUUAAUAAAGGACAUAACUAAACGCUUUCUAAACCACUUGACACUUUUUAAAGAUGUAAUUCCAGAUAAGUUAUCUAAACGUACACUUAUUAGUUUUCGCUUACCAGUCAUAUGGAUCAUUUGGUUGAGAUGAUAUGUACUUUAAACUUUGUUAAAGAAAAAUUGUGAGAGAGAAAAUAGUAGGAAAAAAUAGGGGAGUUUAAUUAUUUUUUUUAAAACACUUUUUUGAAUAUAUAUUUUUUUAAAUAUAUUAAUAAUGGUUCUAAAAUUGAUAAAAA